AAGCUUCGUUUCGGUUCUCUUCUUCAGCUCCUUGUUCGUUUUCAUGGAUUGCGGUAUCGGGAGCUCAUCCUUCAUCCCUCCUCGCUCCGUGAUCGAUCUACGAAACCCUAAUCUCUCUUUGAAGCUUCGAUGUCAGAGAUUGAACGGCAGGAAGAUAAGAAGGGGUUUGGUUGUCAGCCGAGCAUCGGAUUCUGGAGAAAGGGAUUCUGGGAAUGGAGUUCCAGUUCCUCCCAGCAAGGUUUUCGUCCAGGAGGCAAUUGGGGCUGAAUAUGGGGAAGGGUUUGAAACAUUUCGAAUGGAUGGGCCGUUAAAGGUUGAUGUGGAUUAUUUGAAUGAUAAUUUGCAAGAAGGCGUGCUCCAGAGGAUACGCCAUGCUAUGAAGCCAGAUGAAGCUAUUGGCCUUAUCUUCUCAUGGGACAAUGUCGUUGCUGAUACUCGGUUGUUGAAACUCAAUGCUUGGAGGCAACUUGCUUCAGAAGAAGGGAAGGAAAUUCCCACAGAUGACCAUAUAAGAAGAGCCAUCCUUCACACAAGUGCUGAUCAUGUAUUACAAAAGGUUUUGUGUUGGCAAAAAGGAGAAAGUGAGUUAGAACAGUUGAAAUCUCGGUUAUCUCAGUUAUACUAUGAGAAUCUUCUCCAACUUGAAACCCCAAUGGAAGGAUUGAAGGAAUGGUUGGAUGCUCUUUACACUGCUAGCAUUCCAUGUGCAGUUGUAUCAUGUCUUGAUCGGAGAAAUAUGCUUGAAAGUCUGCAAAGAAUGGGGCUAACUAAAUAUUUCCAGGCUAUUGUUACAGAAGAGGAUGGAAUGGAAUCCAUAGCUCAUAGAUUUCUCUCGGCUGCAUUAAAGUUGGAUAGAAAACCUUCCAAAUGUGUGGUGUUUGAGGAUGAUCCGAGAGGCAUUACUGCUGCUCACAAUUGUACCAUGAUGGCUGUAGCUCUAAUUGGAGCACAUCCUGCAUAUGAGUUGGAGCAGGCUGAUCUUGCAGUAGCUAGCUUUGGUGAGCUUUCUGUGAUUAAUCUUCGGAGAUUAUUUGCACACAAGGGAUCCAGUUUCAUGGAUUUGCAGAAGCAAGUGGAAGAUAAAUCACCUCCUAAAAGGAAGCUUAUGAUUGACACCCUCUUUUGAUUUUCUAUAUUUCAUACAUGGGUUUUGUUUUUUGGUUCAUCCUUCAAAGUUCAACCAUUGGUUUUGUAAAGAAAGAAAUGUAAUGUACAGAUGGCCUGAUCUAUCCUUGAUAUAUAUAUAUAUAUAUAUAUAUAUAUUUUUUGUUAUAA
Molecule: messenger RNA, 1275 nt
Organism: Dioscorea cayenensis subsp. rotundata (Guinea yam)
Lineage: Eukaryota; Viridiplantae; Streptophyta; Magnoliopsida; Dioscoreales; Dioscoreaceae
Product: 5-amino-6-(5-phospho-D-ribitylamino)uracil phosphatase, chloroplastic
Exons: 11
Coding region: 44-1126 (360 amino acids)
Source: RefSeq, a predicted model, not a curated record